Messenger RNA from Hyla sarda, 2827 nucleotides. RefSeq names its product casein kinase 2 alpha 1 (gene CSNK2A1). Gene Ontology annotation, molecular function: protein serine/threonine kinase activity; ATP binding. Gene Ontology annotation, biological process: protein phosphorylation. NCBI's taxonomy places the organism in Eukaryota, Metazoa, Chordata, Amphibia, Anura, Hylidae. The transcript is spliced from 13 exons. The record is from RefSeq and is a predicted model, not a curated record. The coding region runs from base 231 to 1445 and encodes 404 amino acids. Gene Ontology annotation, cellular component: nucleus; cytosol; protein kinase CK2 complex.
GGAAUUACCCGCCCAUCUCUGGGGCCGCCAUCAAGUGUGUUAUUUCCGCUUCCGGUCAGCCUCGCUGUGGUCCCUGCGGCUGGCGGCCGUGUGUCUCCGCCAUAUUGUCUGUGUGAUCCCGGCGGGAGCGGCGGCCGCGGGGAGCGGGAACAGCAGUGAGACUCCUCCGUCAUCUACUCACAUUGGGCCUGUAAAAUCACUGUCCAUCUCUGGCCGCCAAGCAGACUGCCAUGUCGGGACCUGUGCCAAGCCGGGCCCGUGUCUACACGGAUGUGAACACACACAGACCCCGGGAGUAUUGGGAUUACGAGUCUCAUGUAGUAGAAUGGGGGAACCAGGAUGACUACCAGCUGGUUAGGAAACUUGGUAGGGGCAAGUACAGUGAAGUCUUUGAAGCCAUUAACAUCACCAAUAAUGAAAAAGUUGUUGUGAAAAUUCUGAAGCCUGUAAAGAAGAAGAAAAUUAAGCGUGAAAUCAAGAUACUGGAGAACUUAAGAGGUGGACCCAACAUCAUCACACUGGCUGAUAUAGUGAAAGAUCCUGUGUCCAGAACGCCGGCAUUGGUAUUUGAACAUGUCAAUAACACAGAUUUUAAGCAGUUAUAUCAGACUUUAACAGAUUAUGACAUUAGGUUCUACAUGUAUGAAAUAUUAAAGGCCCUGGACUAUUGCCACAGUAUGGGUAUAAUGCACAGAGACGUCAAGCCGCAUAAUGUCAUGAUUGACCAUGAGCACAGAAAGCUCCGACUAAUAGAUUGGGGCCUUGCAGAGUUCUAUCAUCCGGGGCAGGAAUACAAUGUGAGAGUCGCGUCCAGAUACUUCAAAGGACCCGAGCUGCUUGUUGAUUAUCAGAUGUAUGACUACAGUCUAGACAUGUGGAGCUUGGGGUGUAUGCUGGCCAGCAUGAUCUUUAGAAAGGAGCCUUUUUUCCAUGGCCAUGAUAACUAUGAUCAGUUGGUGAGGAUAGCCAAAGUACUAGGGACGGAAGAUCUUUAUGACUACAUUGACAAAUACAAUAUUGAACUGGAUCCACGCUUCAAUGAUAUCCUGGGCAGACAUUCCCGUAAGCGAUGGGAGCGCUUUGUGCACAGCGAGAAUCAGCACUUAGUUAGCCCUGAGGCUUUGGAUUUCCUGGAUAAGCUGCUGCGGUAUGACCACCAGACGCGUCUGACUGCUCGUGAAGCCAUGGACCACCCUUACUUCUACCCUAUUGUGAAGGACCAGUCUCGGAUGGGUUCCUCAAACAUGCCCAGCGGCAGCACCCCAGUCAGUAGCGCCAGUAUGAUGUCAGGUCAGUCCCAGCCCAAGUCCAGUAACCGUGAUAAGUCAGGGAUUUCCACGGUGCCAACUCCCUCAGCUUUGGGUUCUCUAGCCGGAUCACCAGUCAUCUCUGCAACCAACACCCUCGGGACGCCCGUAGCAGCCACUGCCGGAGCCCCCCAGUAGGGAAUCAUUGUCCUGGCGCCUUGUCAGGAGAGGGCAGCAGAUCUGGGAAGGAGACCCUGAUCCUUGGCCCCUUGUCCUGACUUCAACACCCACCAAAUGUGGAGGGUUGGGGCUGCCCAAAAGAGCAAGAGAAGCCCCCUGGACGCGCCGUGUCUGAGCAGUUGCUUGUGGAUUUAUAGUAGUUCCGUCAUUAUAUAUAAAAAAAAAAUAUUAUAGGCUGAAUAUUCUUUUUUUUUUUUUCUUUUUUUUUUUACCUUUUUUUUUUUUUGUUACGGCUCCUGGUCCACAGGUUGCCUUCAUGUCUCUGGGAUGUGGCUCCUGGACUGGCCCACCCUUGAUUUUCCUCAGCUGUUUCCUAAAUAGAUUUUUUUUUUUUAUAAAUAUAUAUAUUUUGUUUAAUCCCCCUCCAUCAUGACCCUUUGUGUGUGUUCCCCACCUGCAGAGAGGGGUGAGGGACCUCUUGUACCUGUCCCCUUCCUGGCUCUAUGACUGACUGAUGCCAGUUCUGUGGGUGAAUGAGACCACAACACUGGCCCUGCAUGGUCCUUCUGUUUAAAACUGCAAAUGGUGGCAAAAGCAAAUCCACUACUAGUUUUACUUGAUCCUGUGUUGCUUUACUGUCCUUGUAGGAGAAUUGGGGUAAAUCUCAAAGAAAUUCUAAUUUAGACCUUGGAGUCUUUCCAGAUACCAUUCCCUUUCCUAUAUACAGCUGCAAAAAAAGAGGCAGGAGCCGGGCCAGUUUCAGGUGGAUUAUAAAGCCAUCAGGUGGCGUACACAACAAUGUAUACUAAUUUUCAUAGUACCCUGUUAAUGCAUGCUUGGAAAGGAGACUUCACCCCCCCCCCCCCCCCCCACACACAUUUUCCGGCUCGUCCUGCAUUCUUUCCAAAGAAAAGCUGUCCACAGAAUUGGGAAUGUUCCCUGGAGAGAUACUGUUACCUGCAGGCACCAUUAAAUUAUUUCUCCCAUAGGCCUGGAUGUUGUCCUGCAAACAGUGUCCUUUACCCCCUCCCUGCACCCCAAGAUAAAGUAGGAGCUUGUCCUGUUGACCUCACUCCUCACCUACUUUCCAGCAGGUACCCUAGCCUUUCACUUUAGUCCAACUACACCCAAGUUGUUUGAGGGACACGCCCUCCCCUGAUAAUUUACGUCAUUCCCUUAAUCUACUUUGGGGACCUGUCUUUCGGGACACCCUCUCUUUUCUCCCUUGUUACCCCAGCAGAAAUCUGUUGACCGUUUAAUUUUUUUCUCCUCCUUUGCACCCAUCCCAUUUCCGUGUCCAGCAAGAGAUGUCCCAGUGACACAGACAAUGCUUUUUCCUUCACAUGUGACAGAUCUAAUGUUGGAACUAUUUGGUGUAAAUAAACAUGGUUUUAUUUAUC